UUCCUUCAGUCCCUUUCCAUAACUGUUACUUUCAUCUUUUUAGGGUAAAGAUUAACCAUAGGCCUGCCUUCUCGUCUGAGUAAGAAGGCAACAUCUCUGGUCCAUGCUUCCACAUGAUUGCUGAGGGGACAAAAAGACAGGGUAGUUGCAGUGGUGCAGAAUGGCUGACCUCAGUCUUGCAGAUGCAUUAACAGACCCACCUCCAGAAAUUGAGGAAGAGAUAAAACGAGACUUUAUUGCCACGCUGGAGGCAGAGGCCUUUGAUGAUGUUGUGGGAGAAACUGUUGGAAAAACAGACUAUAUUCCUCUCCUGGAUGUUGAUGAGAAAACUGGGAAUUCAGAGUCAAAGAAGAAACCUUGCUCAGAUGCUAGCCAGGUUGAAGGUACUCCAUCUUCUAAACCAGCAGUGCUAGCCAAUGGUGAUCACGGAAUAGAAGGGAAUGAUACUAUAGGAUCUCCAACUGAAUUCCUUGAAGAGAACAUGGCCUACCAGGGAUAUCAGAACUGGCCAGAAAAUACAAACUUUUGCUUCCAACCCGAGCAAGUGGUGAAUCCUAUCCAGACUGAUCCCUUUAAGAUGCACCAUGAUGAUGGCCUGGAAGAAUUGCUCUUUCUCCCCAGUGGAACAACCAGUGCUUCAGCAUUUGUAGAACAAAAUAAUCCCUUGGAAGACAGUUAUGGUCUGUUUCCCUGUGACACAUUUGCUCCUACAGCUGUUGUGCCUCAGGGGUGGUCUGUGGAAGCCCCAAACUCUCCACAGUUGGAAUCUUUCAUUUCCGCAGAGGCCAUUACACAACCUACGCAGCCCACAGCAGAGCCGGCCAAGGACGUAGAAAUGGCAUCAGCAGAAGAGAGGGCACCAAUGAAAGCAUUGGAAAUGAUGGGACUGAAGACUGCUGACAUGGCAUCAUCUAGAGAAAAAGAGAUGACCUCAGCUAAGGACGAGGCACCAGCUGCAGAAACAGAGGUGGCAUUGGCUAAAAACAUGGAAUCACCUACCAAAUCACAUGCGUCACUAGCCAAGGACAUGGAAUCAUCCACUGAAUCAGAUAUGGCCCUGGUCAAGGACAUGGUACCACCUAAAGAGACAGAAGAAGCCCCUGUUAAGAAUGUCCUGUCGCCCACAGAAACAGGUGUGUCUUUUACCAAGGACAUGGUACUGCCUACAGAAACAGAGGUAGCCCUAGCCAAGGAUGUAGUAGUAUUCAAAGAAACAGAGAGAGCAUCACCUAUUAAAAUGGAUUUGGCCCCAGCUGAGGGCAUAGUACCACCCACAGACAGAGAGAUGGCCCAAGCCAAUGUUGUAGAAUCACUCUCAGAAAUACAAAUGGCACUGGCUAAGGACAUUGCAUCAUCCACAGAAAAAUCCUCAGCUGAGGAGGUGGGCUUGUCCUCAGAAACAGAGGUGGCUCUGACCAGGGACAUAACACUGCCUCUAGAAACUAAGGUGGUCUUAAGCAAGGAUGUGGCACUGCCCCCAGAAACAGAGGUGGCCCCAGUCAAGGACAUGGCCCAACCUCCAGAAACAGAAGUGGCCCUGGUCAAGGACGUGGCUCCACCCGCAGAAACAGAGAUGGCCCUGGGCAAGGAUGUGGCUCUGUCCCCAGAAACAGAAGUAGCCCGGGUCAAGGAUGUGCUUCUGCCUCCAGAAACAGAGGUAGCCCUGGCUAAGGAUGUGGCUGUGCCCCCUGGUCCAGAGGUGACCCUGACCAACAAUGUGACUCCAGCCAAGGAUGUUGCACCACCCUCAGAGGUGGCACCAGUUCCAGUCAAGGACAUGGAAAUUGCACGGACACAGGAAGAAAUAAGUGAGGAUUCCCAGUUAGAAUCUCUCCAGGAUGAGGGGCAGUCAGCUGCUCCUGCUUCCAUGAUUUCACCAGAACCAGUCACAGCCACGGGCCAAAAGUACAGCUUGCCAGCAGAUGAGGAUUCACUGUCAGAGAAACUAGACCAAAAGAAACCAGUCAGUAGUCAGCCUUCUGAACUGUCUUCAGAGACCUCAGGUACCCCUCCCACACAAGCCAAACAAGUGUGCAGACCCAGUGACCACAGGCCCACCCGGCCCAGGCCUGCCAGGGUCCCUCCUGAGCUGCUAGGAGUCUCUUCUCCACGGAAGACUCUUGAUCCCAGGCUGGGCCCCUGCCCUUUGUCUCAGUCCACUUGGGUCUCUGGUUCUUCUUCCUGUGGUGAGCCUGGGAACCAAAGGAAAACUAUUCCUGUUGACUUCCUUGAACCCCAGAGGGAUCUUGGCAGGGAGGCCUGGGAUAUAGAAAGCGCACCCAUGAUGACGAAGAAAAAAAAGAAGAAACCAAAGCAAAAGAGAUACUCUCAACCUCGGGCUGGGGGACCUUGGGAUGAUGACAAUGCAGACAAGCCUAAAGGUCAUCUCUUUGCAGCUGACCCACAAAAAUCAGGUGUUCUCCCUAACCAGUCUACCACUGUGGGCAUGGAGUAUGGACUGCUAUCCAGAGCAAACUUGAAAAAGGAAUCAGAAAUUGACUUCAGAGCAUCCAAACUGGUAGCUGAACACUUUGUCUCAGAGAGUCUCAGUGUUCCUUUGUGUCCUUUGGAAGAACCCCCCAAAAAUGCAGUAAAUUCUCAGCCGAAGCUGAAAGGAGAGGGAGAGGUCAAAGGUAACAAGUCAGUACCACAGAGCCAAAACCAGCAACCGAUGCAGCAAGAUGAAUGCAGACCACAGCCUGCACCCAACCUGAAGACUUCUGUAGAUAAAAGCCAGACAAUAAGCUCUCUCAAUCUGCAAGGACCCCUGACAGAAAUUUCUGCACACAGAGUAGAAAUUCCUUUGGAGAUCAGAUCCAAAGAGUGUUGCUUUCCUAUCUUGAACCAAGAGGCUACAGGUAGAGUUUCAAAACCCACAGCAGCAAAAGAACUGCUUAAUUUGAUACCCACUUUAACAGCUAGUAAUCCAUUAGAAAAUAAUCUAAAAGAAGGGAAUGAUGAAAGUAAAAUGACUAAACUACAUAAUGACAAACAGAAAGAGUUUUCUGAAGGAGCUGAAGAGGUGAAAGAACUGAAAAAAGAAGCUUUUCCCAAGCAAAGACAAGAGAUCGGCAUCUUUGCUUCCGAGCAGCUGCAGGACAAGGUGUUAGCUCAGGUUCCUGGGCUAGGGAAUGAACCCUUUAAGAGAACAGCAGGUGACAGCAAAAGCAGGAAGGGAAGGGGAAGUUCUGGAAAAGUGAGAAUGAGUUCUGGGAAGGUAAGAGCGAGAUCUGAAUUGCCGUUUCCUCUAGACAGCCAGAAGGACAGCAGAGCUGUUCUUGUGCCAAGUGAGCCAGCCCCUAAAACUGAAAGAAUGACUACUGGGGAUAAGAGUGAGGAGUUGGGACUAGAAGCUUCAAAGCAACCAGGAGCCAUGGCUGAUGUCACUGAGGCAGUGGUGAUGGAGGAGCCUAGGGAAACAACUGACUCUAAGGUGGCAGGCACCUUGCAGACACUGAUUCCUUUGGGAAGUGGGUCAGGCAUGACUCAGACUUCUAGUGCUAGAACAGAAAGAGGAGACAUAGCCAUAGAUACAGGUGUUAGUAACCAGAGCAAGGAAGGAAAGUGUCCUUGGAUGGAUCAUGAGGCAGCUCCCUGGAUUUCUGAAAAGCCUGAAAAAAAAAGCAGUGAAGGCAAAAACAAAAAGGUUAAAAAUAAUUAUUCCACACAGCCUGCUAGCAUUGAGAGUAAGGAAGAAAUCCUCAACCCACCUUUUGAAGGGAAGGAUAGAGUUGCUGGUAGUACUUCCCAUCAAAACAAAGAAUUGGGACUCACUUUCCCUGUAAAUCAUGACCCUUUGUUCUCACAUACAUCAGAUACACCCACAGUGGAAGUAGUUAACCGAAAAGGUGAAAAUGUUGGGGUUAAUUCUUUUGAGCUUGAGGCUGUUGGUGGGGACAAAAUAAACACAGUCAAGGAUUCUGCUGUUAUUGAACCAGCUGCCAAAGUGACAGAGAUGAGCUGCCAAGACCAAAUCCAGGGGGCAGGAUUUGUUCCUUCAGUACUGUCUGAGGAGAAUAAGACAGAUCCAGCCAAGGGACAUACUGCAGUGGCUGACAAACCAAAUAAACUGAAUAAUGAUGAAAAAAGUAAAAAAGUUAAAAAUAGUUUUCCCGAGAAGCACAUUCUGGAGAAUAAGAUAGAUGCAACAAAAAUACAUGUUCCCAUGGAAACCACAGGGGACCACAGAAUUGAAGGAAUGGGCUAUGUGGACGAAAAUAGAAAUAUUACAUUUACCUGCCCCAGAACACCAUCAGGAUUGAUGAAUAAGUCACCUCCUCUAGAGACUCAGGAAUCAGCAGCCUGUGAAAAACUGUCCAUUCCUACUCCUCAAGUAGUGAAGGAGAGUGAUUCCUUUCCAGACGCUUUGGCCAAAAGUGGGCAGGAGACAAUUCCAGCCCAGAUUUCCAAAUUAUUAGUGGUAGAUAAUUGCAGCAAAGAUGGAGUCCCAGAUCAAGAAGGACCCAAGGCUCCUUCUGCUAUUAUGCCCUCUACAAGCACAGGAGGAAUUACCCCAACUUUUACAGCAGCCAUAGAAACAGUUAACAGUCAUGGUGAUAACCGUCUUAAGAAUAAAGGUGAGCUUCCUGAUCCCAUGAAAAAUGAAGCGGGGUUAGAUGGAGGGCAUGUGAUAGGAGAAUCUGAGUCAGUGCUUGGUGGUGCAUCUGAGCAUUCAAUAGAGAAAAUCACAGAGCUAGCAGAGGGGCACCUUCGUUCUGGAGUGCCUAUAGAUGACCAAAGCCUACCAGGUGUGGUCAGAGUCCUAGAAGCGUGUGCAGAUAGGAGUAAUUUUCCCACAUAUUCGGUAAAUGAAAAGAAAGAGUCUGAGGCAGGUUCUGCUCCGGUUCAAAUGCCUGACUUACUGGGAGACAAAGCACAAAAGCCCAGUUUCUGUGAGGACCAAAAUGUUGAAGACAGAGAUUCCAAGGGCCCAGAUAGUUUAAAGAAGGAGGGAGAUAUGACUCUUUUGCCUCCAAAAAGUAAAAAGGAUAAAUCAGAAGGAAUUAGUCUGGCUUCUGAAAUUGCAGAAUUGGAUUAUGCUUCCUUGGCAACACCAGAACUCCAGUCAGAUUUCAUAGAUGGCACAGCUGAAGCCACUCCUGCAAGUGUGGCAGAUAACUUAGUUGUGACUGCUUCUAAGGGUCUUCGACUCCCAGAACCCAAAGAUAAGAUCUUGGAGGCACCUGAGAAAAUGACAGAAAAAUCUGAACCAAUGAAAGGAGAAGGGAAGAAGGAAGAUAAGAGCAGAAUGGCAGAACCAAUGAAAGGCUACAUGAGACCUACCAAGUCCCGAGGACUUAGUCCACUGCUGCCAAAGUCUGUAAUCCAGGAACGAGAGAGAGCCAAGCCACUGAAGUCCCGCGGAAUAGCCAAGCCAGAAGAAGUAAGGCCCACUGUGAGUGUGACCGGAAAUGACAUCACCGCCCCUCCAAACAAGGAGCUCCCACCAAGCCCAGAGAAGAAAACAAAGCCUUUGGCCACCACUCAACCUGCAAAGACUUCAACAUCGAAAGCCAAAACACAGCCCACUUCUCUCCCUAAGCAGCCAGCUCCCACCACUUUUGGUGGGUCGAAUAAAAAACCCAUGAGCCUUGCUUCAGGCUUAGUAGCAGCUGCCCCACCCAAACGCCCUGCUGCCGCCACUACCAGGCCUUCUUCCAUCUUACCUUCAAAAGACGCGAAGCCCAAGCCUGUUGCAGAGGCAAAGAUUCCUGAGAAGCGAGCCUCACCGUCCAAGGCAGCCUCUGCCCCAGCUUCCAGGCCUGGCUCUAAGAGCACCCAAACUGUUCCAAAAGCCACAGCAGCUGCCACUGUUGCCUCAGCUGGGCCAAGCAGUAGGAGUCCCCCGGCACCCCUGCCCAAGAAGCCCACUGCGUAUGUAUGUGCAGCCAUCAAGACUGAGGGAAAACCUGCAGACAUCAAGAAGAUGGCUACAAAGUCUGCACCAGCUGACUUGAGUCGCUCAAAGAGCACCUCCACCAGUUCCAUGAAGAAAAACACCACUGUCCCUGGGGCAGCACCCCCAGCAGGGGUGGCUCCCAGUAGAGUCAAGCCCACACCUACGCCUUCCCGGCCCUCUGGGACUCCUUCAUUGGACAAGAAGCCCACAUCAGCCAAGCCCAGCUCCUCUGCCCCCAGGCUGAGCCGCCCGGCUACCAAUGCUUCUGCCCCUGAUCUGAAGAAUGUCCGCUCCAAGGUUGGCUCCACGGAAAACAUCAAGCAUCAGCCCGGAGGAGGCCGGGCCAAAGUAGAGAAAAAAACAGAGGCAGUUGCUACAGCUCGAAAGCCUGAACCUAACGCAGUCACUAAAACAGCCGGCCCAAUUGCGAGUGCACAGAAACCGCCUGCUGGGAAAGUCCAGAUAGUCUCCAAAAAAGUGAGCUACAGCCAUAUUCAGUCCAAGUGUGGUUCCAAGGACAAUAUUAAGCAUGUCCCUGGAGGUGGUAAUGUUCAGAUUCAGAAUAAGAAGGUCGAUAUCUCUAAGGUCUCCUCCAAGUGUGGGUCCAAGACUAACAUCAAGCACAAGCCUGGGGGAGGAGAUGUCAAGAUUGAAAGUCAGAAGUUGAACUUCAAGGAGAAGGCCCAGGCGAAGGUGGGAUCCCUUGAUAAUGUGGGCCACCUGCCUGCAGGAGGUGCCGUGAAGACUGAGGGCGGUGGCAGCGAGGCCCCUCCGUGUCCGGGCCCCCCGGCUGGGGAGGAGCUGGCCAUCCCUGAGGCAGCGCCCGAAGCUGGCGCCCCAACUUCAGCCAGUGGCCUCAGUGGCCACACCAUCCUGUCAGGGGGUGGUGACCAAAGGGAGGCCCAGACCUUGGACAGCCAGAUCCAGGAGACAAGCAUCUAAUGAUGACAUUCUGGUCUCGUCUUCCGUCCCCUUUGUUCCCCUUCUUGUCUCCCUUGUUACCCUCUCCUUUCCCUCCUCCCGUGUCACUGCAGAUUGAGACCUACAGGCUGACGUUCCGGGCAAACGCCAGGGCCCGCACCGACCACGGGGCCGACAUUGUCUCCCGCCCCCCCCACUUCCCUGGUGGCCCUGGUUCAGGCACCCGGGCCCUUGGCUUCCUCUCCCAGGCUGCCCUCUAGACCCAUGACCGCUUCGGUGCUGGGCAGCCCUCUAGGCCCCUUUCCCCCUCCUGCCCCGCUUGCCCAGGGCAGCAGCAGUCCUGCCCCCAGACCUCCUUCCACUCCAGGCCCAGGCCCAGCUCCUUCCUUUGCUCCUGUCCCAUCAUUGCGCCACUGCUCCAUGGAGAAGGUUGGGAGGGGAGUGGGGUGGGGACGGCUAACUCGUGACCUUGUGGGAGCUGGGAGCGGGGGGAACCUGAUUCCAACCUCCUCUUUGUUUGGGUUUUUUGGACCAAACCCAAGAGAAACUGACAUACCCUCCCUCCUUCCUGAGUCCGCCGGAGGGAGGAGUAGAAGUGGAUAUCCACAUGAUGGCUGGGCGCUACCUGCGCCCCCUGGAGCCUGCUAAGCCACUGCCUCUCCCUUUGACCCUGCAGUGCCGCCCACCACACAGGUGGUGCCAGGUGCCUCUUGCUGCCCUGCCCCAAGUUAGCUAGGGGACGGUGCUGCCUGUUCCCCCUGCUUCCCAUACCUGCCUAGCUCCUGUCACACUUGUCUUUUUCUUGUUGUAUCUUUUUUUUUUUAAAUAACCUAAAAACUGGUGGAGUAGUUUUGCAGGUUGAAGCCAUGUCUAAAUGAAAGUCCUCAGUAGGUGUUAAAGGAAACAGGGAGAGGAGAUCCUUAAGCCUCCAGCCAGGAGGUCAGGCAUUGGGAGCUGCCCUGGGCUGGGCAGCUCGGGCCCUAGAGAUGAUGUGGGCAGGGCAGGUGAGGUGCGGGGGGCUGUGCCUGGUGAGCACCUAGGGCACACUAGGGGCUGGUCAGAGUGUGGACUGGUUGUUCUGACAUUUUGUGUGUAUGCUGCUUUUCUAACCAAGAGGCUGGUUUUGGCAUCUCUGUCUGUCUCAUUUCCUGGGAUCUAGUAGGAGAUCAAGGUCAGGGCUGGAGAAACAGGGAAGGGCUGUGGAGGUAAAAUUCCUCCAGGCCUGCAGGCCUAGGACACUCAAGCCCUCAGUUAGUGGGGAGCCUGAGAUGUCCAGAAUUCGUGUGGAUAGUGGGGAAUCAGGUCUGGAAAUUUAAAAAUAAAGGCAUGAGACAGGCUUCCCUUAUGGCCUGACUGGAGAGGAGACAAGAGGGAAGAGAAGUGAGUUGAGGCUGGCCUGCAGAGGGGUGUCCCAGCUAGGCCCAGUCUUCGGAUGUCUGCAAUGAUGAGAAAUCCCGGGAAUUGUAUUGACACGAAGAUUCUUAUUGCACUUGUAUUUUUUUGUAUUAAAGUUUGCAUGGUUUCUAAUAAAGGAUUAAAACAUAACAGUUUGUAGUGGAAUGGCCUCGGGGUCUCCAAGGGCUUUCCUUCUGGAAGAGCAUUUUCUGCCAUGCAGACUUGCCCCUGAGGAGGCUGCCGCAGACGUGGCCCUUCGCUCUCCCUCCACUCCUAGUGUCCCUUGGAGAAGGGAGGGUCUCUUGACAUAGGUUCAGAUCAGAUCUCCCUGUAGGCAGGGGGAGCAGCAUCUGGGCUGGGCAGGUUCUCCCCAUUUCUGAGGUAGUGUUUUCCUGGGGAGGUUUGACACCAUAUCCACAGCUCCCCAAGUACCUACCAAGAAAUUGCAGGGGUCUUGUGGAAAAAGUGCUCCCAGAGCCUGAGACUACAGAACGCUUCAACUAUGCCAGGGAUAUCAGGGCAUCCAUGUUUUGUCAGCAAGAUGAAGCUGGGAGAAGGAAGUAGGGGGGUGGGGAGCAUGAGGAAACAAGGUAGAGGUGACAGUGCAGGGCCUAUGGGUCCCUGCACCCUCCCUUUGUUGAUCCUGGGGCCACAAGGAUGCUGAAGAUGACAACAGGCUUGGGUCCUUUCAGUCCUUUGGCUAAGGGUAAGGGUGGGAGAGGCGACCCAAGUAGAGCACUCUCUAGGUGGGCUGGAGUGGUCAGUGUUCUGAGAGGUGGUCUGGUUGCAGUUCCCUUGAAGGGCCUCACAAGCCAGAGAAGCUGAGAAGGCUGCUCUGACAGGUGAGGACCAGUGGCCCCUGUGUGCCGUGUACCUCUGCAGCCAUUCGGGGGUGGGACAUUUCUGUACUUCCUGAUUUGCUUUUGGCUCAGCCAUUACCUUUGUCAAUCUGUGGUUCUGUUGUAACGAUUUCAAAAGUAAAUAAAGGUUGUGAUGUCCCACCAUGCA
Equus caballus (horse) is the source of this 9223-nucleotide messenger RNA. It is a transcript of the gene MAP4, whose product is annotated as microtubule associated protein 4. Gene Ontology annotation, cellular component: neuron projection. The record is from RefSeq and is a predicted model, not a curated record. Gene Ontology annotation, molecular function: microtubule binding. Gene Ontology annotation, biological process: microtubule cytoskeleton organization; neuron projection development. NCBI's taxonomy places the organism in Eukaryota, Metazoa, Chordata, Mammalia, Perissodactyla, Equidae.